CCUUCUCGACCCUUCCUCCGCCCUUCCUCGCAGAUUAAAUUGCGCUCCGUUCUGGCAGGACUUUUCUUAAUCCUUUUAUUUCGGCACAAACUCGGAUAAGUAGGCACAUUUAGAGCGCUACAAUGCUCGCCAUAGUUCGAAAACAACUGAGAAACCAUCCGGCUCUGAUCCCCCUUUUCAUCUUCAUCGGUGGAGGGGCAACCAUGUCCCUGUUGUACCUCGCCCGUCUGGGCCUGAAAAACCCUGAUGUCUGCUGGGAUCGUAAGAAUAAUCCAGAGCCCUGGAACAAACUUGGCCCAAAUGAUCAGUACAAGUUUUUCACAGUCAACAUGGACUACAGCAAGCUGAAGAAAGACCGUCCUGAUUUCUAAACAUCAACAGCUGGACCACAAAGCACAAAGAUCGGCAGAUCUGCACAAACCACCCCGUUGUGUUUGUUUCACCAGGAAUCUUAUGGAUGCAGAGGCUAAACCCGCACAGAUGUUAGAUAUUUAAGUGUCCUCAUUUUGCAUCUCAUUGGCUUUUUGAAACUGAUUUUAUCAUUUGCACCAUCUUGUCAAUAAAGUAAAGGAGGCUUUCUCCUCUAUACAGUGAAAA
Archocentrus centrarchus (flier cichlid) is the source of this 597-nucleotide messenger RNA. RefSeq names its product cytochrome c oxidase subunit NDUFA4. The transcript has 4 exons. The coding region runs from base 123 to 371 and encodes 82 amino acids. The record is from RefSeq and is a predicted model, not a curated record. Lineage: Eukaryota; Metazoa; Chordata; Actinopteri; Cichliformes; Cichlidae. Gene Ontology annotation, cellular component: respiratory chain complex IV.